AUGCGAAUCCGCUAUCCCUUCGCGGGCGCCUUCGUCUUCAUCCUCAUUCUCGCGGCCUACAUCGGCCUCCUCCCACACAGCGCCUCACCCUCCAUCCCAACCACCCUCCAGCCCAACGACAAAUUCCUCCACCUCGUCACCUUCUUCGUCCUCUCCCUCGUCUUCUACUGGAUCCUGGACACCACCCGCCGCCGCUGUCUCCAGCUCACCCUCGUCGUCUGCACGCUCGCCCUCGGCAUCGGCUCGGAGAUUAUCCAGGGCCUCCUCCCCAACGACCGCGCCUUCGACCCCUUCGACCUCGUCGCCAACCUCAUCGGCAGCCUGGGCGCCGUCGGCCUCUGCAGCUGGUACCACCGGCGGAUGCUGGAGCGGCGGCGCAAGGCCCGCUUCGGCGCGCUGGGCGACGAGCACGAGCUCGAGCACCACGAUGACGUCGAGCUCGGCAUGGGCUUGAACGGCUCGGACCGCGGGCUGGGGCCCCAGGAAUCCGGCGUCCUGACCCUCGAGCAGGAGGUGGAUAAUUGGGACGAGAAUGCGGUUGAUAGCUGGGAUGCGGACGAGGGUGCGGACGAGUACGCGGCGACGCGGAGGGAGGACUCGAAGAGUUCGGCUGCUCCGGCUACUGGGGAGGGCGUGGAUGGGAAGAAGCGGAGUGAUUGA
Messenger RNA from Aspergillus clavatus NRRL 1, 660 nucleotides. Its product is annotated as VanZ family protein. The transcript has 2 exons. NCBI's taxonomy places the organism in Eukaryota, Fungi, Ascomycota, Eurotiomycetes, Eurotiales, Aspergillaceae. The coding region runs from base 1 to 660 and encodes 219 amino acids. The record is from RefSeq and is a predicted model, not a curated record.